Messenger RNA from Eupeodes corollae, 615 nucleotides. Its product is annotated as protein sisterless A-like. Bases 1 to 615 code for a protein of 204 amino acids. The record is from RefSeq and is a predicted model, not a curated record. Lineage: Eukaryota; Metazoa; Arthropoda; Insecta; Diptera; Syrphidae. The transcript has a single exon.
AUGCAUCAUCAAAGACAAAAUUAUCCUCCAGACAUAUUCUUCCACAAAAUUGACUUCUCAAAUAAGCCACCUCCACCAGUUCCAGUUGAUUUCGAUGCCCUCGGUGAUUAUAGUGACCUUACUGCAGAAAUUGUUGAUCCAGUAAUUGAAUUUGAAGUUGAUAGACUUCACAAGAAAUAUAUUGCCGACGAAGAAAAUUAUGUCGAUAUAAAUCUUCGUGAAAAUCCAAUUAUUUGGUAUAAUCGAAUACAAUCAAGUCCAUCAUCACCGUCGCCAGCGAAAAAAUCCAUAGCAAGUACUUCAAAAGCAGCUAAACUACAACAACUCAAAAAACUCUCGGAUUGUACAAGAUGCAAAAUGCUUAGCAAAAUUAAGAAAGCCAAAUUCAAGUUGCGUUAUAAGUUUUUGAUGACAAAAUUGGAACAAAAUGCUGGAGCAUUACAAAAUCUCAGGAAUUGUAUUGCCGGUGCUGAAGCAAACCUAAGGUGUAAAGGAAGAAGUGAAGAAGAUUUGAGGAAGUUGCGAGAGGCAAUGGGAAUCGAUAGAGUUAGAGUUCAAAAUCUACCAGAAAUCAACAGGAUGAUAUUUAGAGCUGCUGAAAAUGAAUUAGAAUAA